Molecule: messenger RNA, 1161 nt
Organism: Mangifera indica (mango)
Lineage: Eukaryota; Viridiplantae; Streptophyta; Magnoliopsida; Sapindales; Anacardiaceae
Product: peptide methionine sulfoxide reductase A1-like
Exons: 2
Coding region: 105-911 (268 amino acids)
Biological process (GO): cellular response to oxidative stress
Cellular component (GO): cytoplasm
Molecular function (GO): peptide-methionine (S)-S-oxide reductase activity
Source: RefSeq, a predicted model, not a curated record
GCUAAUUAAAGGAAGGACGAAAAAAUUUUAGAGUAACUGGGAUGAGCCAAUCUUGACUAGAGAGUCGAGACAGAACGUAACUGAACUCGUCCCGAACCAAAAGUAUGGUCCUAAAUAAGUGUUUGAGCCUAGCCAUAACAACCACCACCACCACCUUCGUCGCCUACUCCUCCUCCACCUCCCCCCUCCUCCUUUCAUCUUCUCUCUUUUUUAAACUUCCCCUUUCUCUCUCCAAACCCAAUCCUAUCACUCUCCCUAUUACUAGAAAACCCAUUUCUCUUUACAAACCUCCUAUGAACAUUCUUAACAAGCUUGGCUUUGGUUUCAGGCCCACUCCUGACCCCGCCUCCAUGGAGAAUUCUUCAAUUGCUCAGGGCCCGGAUGAUGAUGUGCCGGCGCCAGGUCAGCUGUUCGCGCAGUUCGGCGCUGGGUGCUUUUGGGGUGUUGAAUUGGCGUUUCAGAGAGUGCCUGGUGUUACCAAAACUGAGGUUGGAUAUAGUCAAGGGUUUUUUCAUAAUCCUAGCUAUGAAGAUGUGUGUACUGGGACCACUAAUCAUAAUGAAGUUGUGAGGGUUCAGUAUGACCCUAAAGAGUGUAGUUUUGAGACUUUGCUUGAUGCUUUUUGGGCAAGGCAUGAUCCCACCACGCUUAAUCGUCAGGGUAAUGAUGUGGGAACUCAGUACAGAUCUGGAAUAUACUUCUACACCCCUGAGCAAGAAAAGGCAGCUCGGGAGUCAUCGGAGAGACAGCAGAAGCUUUUGAACAGGAAAAUUGUUACUGAGAUACUGCCUGCUAAGAAAUUCUACCGAGCUGAGGAGUACCACCAGCAAUACCUUGCGAAGGGGGGGCGUUUCGGAUAUAAGCAAUCUGCUGAAAAAGGCUGCAAUGAUCCUAUCAGAUGCUACGGCUAAGUUGUCCCAUGUCUUAGCAUGCAAACAUUGGGUCAGUUGGACAUCUUGUUGCAAGAAUAUGAUUGCUUUUAUACAUGUCUGUUAUUAUCUUACUUGAGCUUUUAUAUCUGCCAUGGUAACAAUGCAUAAUGCAUUUAGUUUUGGAAUGCGAAUCUUUAAUUGGUUCGUAAACAACUAAGAAAUUGUCUAUACUUGUGUGUUUAACUGUUUGUGUACAAGUUCUAUCCAGCCAUUGGAUCUAUUUGGUUAA